Messenger RNA from Batrachochytrium dendrobatidis JAM81, 765 nucleotides. RefSeq lists its product as uncharacterized. Gene Ontology annotation, biological process: mitotic sister chromatid cohesion. The record is from RefSeq and is a predicted model, not a curated record. Gene Ontology annotation, cellular component: chromatin; nucleus. The transcript has 5 exons. Gene Ontology annotation, molecular function: protein-lysine-acetyltransferase activity. The coding region runs from base 1 to 765 and encodes 254 amino acids. NCBI's taxonomy places the organism in Eukaryota, Fungi, Chytridiomycota, Chytridiomycetes, Rhizophydiales.
AUGAAACCAACUAAAUCUGAGCGCAACAGCAGUGACACUGGAUCAAGCCAUAGUGCAUCGGAGAGUAUAUUCAAACAGUCAAGUUUAGAUGUAUUGUCAAGACAAACGUCGCAUUCCUAUAGAGCACUUGGUAAUCGCUCUUUGGUGACUCCAUAUGCAAAGUGUCGUAAAGCAACCUCAGUAAAGCAGAAACAGACUAAAGAAAUGGUACAGACUACUCUACAACUAGGACAACGUCAACCUAGAUCUCAAAAGUGUAAGGAGUGUGAGAUGGAGUAUUCGAUUGGAUCAGCUGAAGACGAUCAAUUGCAUAAAGCAUAUCACAGACAAUACAUGGAUGGAAUUCGAUGGCGAGCAUCCAAAGGAAUGGUGCAAGUCAGUAUCGUAGACAAGGAACUUGGUGCCAUUCCAAGUGAUAUUCCCAAGACUGGAACUGGACAAGGAUUUGUAUGCUUGACACCAGAUGGACGAGUCAAGGGUUGUGUACUAGCUGAACCCAUUCACUACGCACAUGAGUCAAUAAGCGAUACCACAUAUUCCGAUGAGAGAGUGGAUGCCAUUUGUGGAAUAAGUCGCAUAUGGGUAUCAAAACUAGACAGAAGACAAGGCAUUGCAACACGAUUGUUGGAUGCAGUGCGUCAUCGGUUUAUUCUGGGACAAGUUCUUCCACAUCAACUGUUGGCAUUGUCACAACCUUCAAGUGCUGGUCGACUAUUAGCAAAUCAUUACUUUGGGAAUCCAUUCCGCGUGUAUCUGAUUGAAUAA